AAAUAUAUGAGAUUCUGAAGGUUAUUCACAUUAAUGUUGAUACACUUCUUAUAUGUCAAAUAUAAUAACACAGGCUUAUUCCUCUAACCUAGACCUUCAUUAAUAAAGAAAGUGGUUUACGCCUAGAACACUCGAGCAGUACAGCAUCAAUAUAAAAGCGCACCGAAUUUUUUCAACAGUAUCAGUCAAAUCAUUACCGACAAUCAACCGACAAUGGCAUUCAAAUUCGUAGUAUUCGCCGCCGCUUUGGCUUACGCCAACGCCGGUCUUCUCUCCGCUCCAGCUGUAGCCACUUACGCUGCCGCCCCAGCUGUAGCUCACUACUCCUCCGCUCCAGCUGUAAGCAGCUCCUACAUCCACCAAGCUUCCGCACCAGUCGCCGUAGCCCACGCCGCCCCAGUCGUAUCUGCCUACAGCGCCCCAUUGGCUCAUGCCGCCCCAGUUGUAUCUGCCUACAGUUCUCCAGUAGCCGUCGCCCAUGCCUCUCCAGUAGCAAUCCAUGCUCCAGCCAUCGGUUCUUCCCAACAAAGUGUAGUUCGUGGUCUCGGUGGUGCUCAAGCCAUCUCCACCUACUCCAAAGCCGUAGACAGUGCCUUCUCCAGCGUACGCAAAUACGAUACCCGCAUCACCAAUGACGCCCUCUCUGUAGCCCACUCUCCAGUAGCUGUCGCACAUGCCGCUCCUUUGGCCGUUGCCCACGCUCCCGUCGCCGUAUCCCAUUCCGCCCCAUUGGUAACCAAGACCGCCGCUGUAGCUUACUCUCCAGCUGCCGUUGUCUCCCACGCUACCUUCUCCGGUCUUGGUGUAAACUACGGAUGGUAAAUUCUUUACAGUUUUGAUUUGUUAAUUUAUUUAUUUAUUUCUGCAAUAAAGUUAUAAAAUAUAGAUGUCAUGUUUGUAUUCUAUACAAUAUCCAACUCAAUAAAUAUACAAUGAGUA
Molecule: messenger RNA, 939 nt
Organism: Aethina tumida (small hive beetle)
Lineage: Eukaryota; Metazoa; Arthropoda; Insecta; Coleoptera; Nitidulidae
Product: larval/pupal cuticle protein H1C-like
Exons: 2
Coding region: 214-822 (202 amino acids)
Source: RefSeq, a predicted model, not a curated record